This is a messenger RNA of Australozyma saopauloensis, 1995 nucleotides long. Its product is annotated as aspartate--tRNA ligase. Lineage: Eukaryota; Fungi; Ascomycota; Pichiomycetes; Serinales; Metschnikowiaceae. Gene Ontology annotation, cellular component: cytoplasm. The coding region runs from base 1 to 1995 and encodes 664 amino acids. The record is from RefSeq and is a predicted model, not a curated record. Gene Ontology annotation, biological process: aspartyl-tRNA aminoacylation. The transcript has a single exon. Gene Ontology annotation, molecular function: ATP binding; aspartate-tRNA ligase activity.
AUGUUACGGAACCACUCCUUACUAUGGGCCAGACAUGCAUCUGGACUAGCGCUGCGGCAGCAGAUAGCUUCCAAAUUCUGCUUCCCUACAGCCACCCAUUCUGUAAAAGAUAUAAAAAGUCCCACUGACCGCCCUAUUACCAUUCACGGCCAUCUCCAUCGAAAGCCUAGAAUCCAUGCCAAAAGGACGUUUGCUGAGCUUAGAGAUGAAGAAGGCAAUACCAUACAAAUACACAUGGCCCCAGAAUUCACUGACCAGGCGCUCAUUGACUUGUUGGCGUCCAGUGGACCUGAAGAUUCUGUGGUUGUAAGUGGUAAGAUCCAAGAGAAACCUCCUAAAAAGGGCAGCACUGCUACCGAGUACGAGGUAGCUGUCUCGCAUUUCCAAAACCUCAACAGUGGAGGAAUUGACGCUGCUCAAUUGGACAAAUUGAAACAUGCAAACCCCAGUCAAAUUCCGCCUCAGUUCAGGUAUCUCCAGCUCAGGACUCCGUACUACCAGAACGCAUUGCGCACAAGAAGCAAGGCUGUCAAUUACAUCAGAAACUUGCUCAUAGAAAAAUUCAAUUUCUUGGAGAUUGAUACUCCGCUCUUGUUCAAGUCUACUCCAGAGGGCGCCCGUGAGUUUCUUGUUCCAACCCGCUCUCCCGAUAGAUUUUAUGCGCUUCCACAGUCACCGCAGCAGUACAAACAAAUCCUCAUGAGCUCUGGUUUCUCGCGCUACUUCCAGAUCGCUCGUUGCUUCCGUGAUGAGGACUUGCGUGCUGAUCGCCAGCCGGAGUUCACACAAGUGGAUUUAGAAAUGAGCUUCGUAAACGAUAAAAGACAAGUCAUGAAAGUCAUUAAUUCGGUAAUUUCUGAUCUUUGGAAUAAGGUUGGUAACAAACCAAUUUACACUUUGAAUGAAGAUUCUCACUUAAUAAGGGUGUUCUCUGAUACGCAAGACCCCGCCACUUUUAACCCAGUCACUUACGAAGAAGUCUUGUCUAAGUAUGGCAUUGACAAGCCUGACCUCCGCUCUUCGCUUUCAUUCGUUGAUUUGCUGAAUCACUUCAAACCAACGAAGAACUCAGAUUCAUUCGGUGUUCUUGAAGCCUGCGUUCUCAGGCAUGCUUUUGACCCAGCCCACAACUACAAGAUUCCGCGGAGUUUGACGUCCGAUGAGAAUUACAAAGCCAGAAAACCAAUUGUGAUUGCCAUAAAGACUCCAGAAGAUGUUAAGCAAUGGUACAGAAAGUUCGUGGAUAAGAAUGUUUUGCAGAUGAAUGAUCACUUUGAUGAGCAUGAACUAUUUAAAAAACUCAAUCUUGCACCUGGCGAUAUAUUGGCCUUCUCGUCAAGAGCUAGACGCUCCUACGAAAACCCUACACCACUUGGUAGAUUUAGACAAAUAUCAAUCGAGGAAUUCCCUGAUAAGUGGAACCGUCCAAUCGUUCAAGAAGAUGGAUCUUUGGAGAUCAACUAUGAUCGCUCUGAGAUUUCCGUUGGCUCGUGGGUGAUAGACUUCCCUUUGUUUAGCCCUGUCGAAAUGGAAUCUCAAGAUAAGGACUUCCCAGUAUACAGCGAAAGUGCCAUUGAAUCAACGCAUCACCCAUUUACAAUGGCAAACUUGGAAGACUACGAUUUAUUAGAGCAUGACCCACUUGCUGUCAGAGGUGAGCAUUAUGAUUUCGUCUUGAACGGUGUCGAAGUUGGUGGAGGGUCUCGGAGAAUUCAUGACCCACUGAUUCAAGAAUAUGUCUUCAAGUCAGUCCUUAAAAUUAACAACCAUGAACAAUUAUUCGGCCAUCUUUUGAAGGCUUUAGCGAUGGGAUGCCCACCGCAUGCUGGUAUUGCGCUUGGUCUUGACAGACUAUGCGCCAUGCUCGUUGGCAGCCAGAGCAUCAGAGAUGUCAUUGCUUUCCCUAAAAACCAAUCGGGAACGGACCCUGUUGUUGAAAGCCCUACCGAUGUCCCCACUAAGACUCUCAGAGAAUAUUACAUUCAAAAAUUGUAG